Rotaria socialis is the source of this 2699-nucleotide messenger RNA. Lineage: Eukaryota; Metazoa; Rotifera; Eurotatoria; Philodinida; Philodinidae. The record is from the annotation of a GenBank genome assembly.
AUGAGUACAAAAAAUAUUUCGGAUUCCUGGGAAAUUGAAAUAAACCAAAUCGAAGAAAGAUGUGAUUUUAACGGUUUAUUAAAGCAUGAGAAAAAAAAUGAAGUGCUUCUCAAUCAGUACGAUCAUAUACUGCAACCAAAAUCUAUUACACGAAUGAUUGACGGCGGCGUCUAUCAAAAGUUGGAAAGAACGUGUUAUAAAAAUGGCUUAACUUUGAAUUCAGUUUUGCAAUUUGUUUGGCACAAAAUAUUGAGCAUUUAUGGCAAUAGCAGCCAAACAGUAAUUGGUACGAACAUGUUUGGCGUUACAUUGUUGCCAUCGAUUAUGUAUCACAAUGUGGACGAUUUAAUUGUUGAUGCAAUAAAAAAUAUUCAAGACAAGAUGAAUCCCAUGAUUAAUCAAAGUAAUCUUGAUUUGUCCCAACCAAGUAAAGGAAAGACGAGACAUGGUUUAUUCGAUAGUCUAUUGAUUUGCGAAAGUCUUUCCGAUACUGUUACAAAACUAGAUCAUCCUUUAACACUAGUUGCUUAUGAAAAACUCGAUAAUGAAUGCUUAAUAUUUGUAUUAAAUUAUGCUGGUGAGUUAUUUGAAGAUGACACAAUGGAUGAUUUACUAGCUGUUACUAAUGAAUUGUUAACUCAAAUUGCAAAUAAUCAAGUAACACUAGUGAAUGAAUUGAAUUUCUUACCAUUGAAACAAUUAAACAAGAUUAAUGAAUGGAAUAAUACAGAUAAAGAGUUUCCAUUCAAUAAUAAACAAACAACACUCCAUCAACUAUUCGAAACAGAAGUAGAAAAAUCAUCUGACAAAAUUGCUGUUAUCUAUGAAGAUGGGCAGCUUACUUAUAAAGAACUCAAUGAAAAAGCGAAUCAAUUGGCACAUUAUUUACGAUCAAUAUGUGACAUUCAUCCAGAUGAUCUGAUUGCAUUACUUUUGGAUAAAAGUGAAUUGAUGAUAGUCAGUAUACUGGGUGUGUGGAAGUCGGGUGCCGCAUAUGUUCCUAUUGAUCCUUGUUAUCCUGAUGAACGAAUUCAAUUCAUUUUGGAAGAUACUAAAGCAAAAAUCAUCUUAGCUAAUAAAAAAUAUAUAACAAAAUUGGGUCCGUACGAAUUAAUCAAAAUUGAAAUUGAAUCAUUAUCUACCAUUAUAAUUGACAACGAGUACAGCAAAAAUCUAGGGCCUGUUUGUUCAAGCAAUAAUUUAGCCUACGUUACUUACACGUCUGGUACAACUGGUAAACCGAAAGGCGUGAUGAAAGAGCACAAAAGCGUGAUUAAUGUAGUCAUCGAUUUAACAGAUAAGUACAAUCUAAGUAUAAGUGAACAGAAUGUCGAAAGAAUUGUACUAUUUUCUCAGUAUGUUUUUGAACCUUUUAUUCGACAAUUUUUAAUGGCACUACUGAAUUUGCAUGUGCUGGUCAUCAUUAAACAAGACGAGAUACACCAUGCAAAUAGAUUCAAUCUAUCAGCAAAUGAGUAUAGAAUCAGUUAUUUGAAUGGCACGGCAUCCCUGCUUCAAGGAUAUGAUUAUACGAAUUUGAAAAGUUUAAAAAGACUGAUAUUUGCAGGGGAAGAGUUGACUGAAAAUUGUUUCACGAAAUUAAGAAAAACUUUCCAAGAAACCAUCAUCAAUGAAUAUGGGCCAACCGAGUCGGCUCUUGUCAGUACAAUGAAAAUGUAUGGUUUGUGUGACAAAAGGAACAAUCGUAGUAUUGGAAAACCUUUGAUCAAUGUUAAAUGCUAUGUUUUGGAUAAAAGCCUGAAACAAUUGCCUAUAGGUGCUACUGGAGAAUUAUACAUUGGUGGGAUUGGCGUGGCAAGAGGAUACUUGAAUAGACCUGAAUUGACUGCUGAACGAUUUCUACUCAAUCCAUUUCAAACUGAUGAGGAAAAGAAAGAAGGCAAGAACACACGUAUUUACAAGACAGGCGAUUUGGUUCGUUGGCUACCAAAUGGUGAAUUGGAAUAUUUGGGUAGAAAUGAUUUUCAAGUGAAGAUCAGAGGGCUAAGAAUUGAAUUGGGGGAAAUCGAAGCAGUUCUAUCUUCAUAUCAAGGAAUCAAUCGAUCUGUUGUUCUAGCUAAAGACCACAAGAAGAAGAAGAAUACGGACACGUCAUCAACGAAGUAUCUUGUUGGAUAUUAUGUUUCCGACGAUGAUAUCGACGAAUCUCAUAUAAAACAGUACAUACAAACAAAAUUGCCUGAUUACAUGAUACCAAAUCGCUUGAUGCGGAUAGAUAAAAUACCAGUGACCAUAAAUGGUAAAUUGGAUGCAAAAGCGUUACCAGAUAUCGAUUUUUCUGCCGAUGAAAACAAUUACUGUGCGCCCAGAAAUGAAUUAGAAGUCAAGCUUUGCGAAAUAUGGUCGGAUAUACUCGGAAUUGAAAAGGUUGGCAUAACGGAUGAUUUCUUUCGGCUUGGCGGUGAUAGCAUAGGCUCACUACGGAUUGUUAGCCGAGUGAGACAAGAGCAUGACUUAAACAUAUCGGUUAAAGAUAUUUUCAUGUUCAAAACUAUUGAAAAUCUAUACCAUCACAAAUUGAAAGAUCAACUUAUCCAUUCGAAUGGGGAUGUCGAAAGCUUGAAUGGAAUUGAAUUAACAAGCUCAACAGGGGAAAUUGGUCUAUUGUGUAUUCAAGAGUAUUUUCUGAAGAGAAAAGAUGUCCCACCUAACCAUUUUAAUCAACAUGUCGUAUUUAC